UACUGCCGCUACUCCUGAUUAUUCUGCUAGUAAACAUUCUGGAUAACAAACUAAAACCUGUUGCUGGGUUAGGCUAUUCAUUACUUCUUUAUCUUUCACGAAGAAACUCAGACGUUUACUAUAUUAGGCGAGCAGCGUAUUUCCUUCGAAGAUGCUAUUGGUUGUUUGUCUACUAUUGCUAACAUGUUUGACAGGACAGGUUUCUGCAACUUCCGACUCGUACAGUUCAACUAGAGGCUACAAUGGAGAUGGCUUACAUCUUGGAUAUUAUCAACAGAUGCUCAAAGAUAAAGAUAUACUUUUGCCAGUAGACGACACGGUUUUUGAAACCGAUAUGAUGCCUAAUAAUACUCGUAAGCACCCAACUGUUGGUAAUGGUUAUAUUUCAACUGUGGUUUUAUCAGACACUAUAUUUAUGAAUGGUCUUUACAACGGCUUGACGCUGAAAAGCCACAGAGCACGGAUUCCAACGGUAGCUGGGAUUAAAGCCGCCAUUUCCACAAAGGACCACACAAACGACAAAUACGCAUUAAACGUGCAACAUGGUUUGUUUACGCACGUAAGCUUUGUGGAAAAUUUGGGGAGUUGUGUCGAAACAAUUUAUGCCCACCGACAACUAAAAGAAGUUCUUGUUGUUGAAAUAACCCUUGAACGAACUGGAAAUUCUAACAAAGACUUCGAAGUAAACUUAGAUUUCAACUACACUUCCAGCGAUGAUCUUAAAUCUGUGAAGGAGACCCAUAACGUACCAGGUCUAGAGAAUGUCAAAUACUUCCAUGGUGAGAACAUUGACAGUGAAGAAUAUGAUGCUAAAGAAAAGUCAGUUCACAUGCUUUACACUAAUGUUCCGUCUAAGCUAGUCCUGUCCAACGACAAAAAGAAAACUUUUUAUUUUCUCACGGCGUUAGGAACCCAGAAAGACCAAGUUAUCGAUGCAUAUGAAAAAGCAAUGGAAAUGGCCAAGAAAAAUGUCCUUAUGAAUGAACACGCCAACGCUUGGUUGGAAAUUUGGAAGAACGGUUACAUUGACGUGAGAGGAGACCAUAAUUUGGCACAGAUAACAUAUGCAGCACAAUAUUACAUUCUCAGUGCACUACCGUCAAAUGGUACCUCUGGCGAUCCAGAUUUCGUUGGUCUCUCACCGACUGGUUUGGCACAUGGAAUAAUUGAAGAUGUUGACUAUGGUGGACAUGUAUUCUGGGACCAAGACAUAUGGAUGUUCCCUCCAAUACUCAUGUUCAAUGCAGACUUGGCUAAAGUCCUUAUGAAGACCAGAACCCGUACUUUAGAUGCUGCUCGAGCAAGGGCUGCCAUGAACGGUCACAAAGGAGCUAUGUACCCAUGGGAAAGUGCGCAAACAGGUAUGGAAACAACCAACGCGCGUUGGGUGGCCCUUUACGAACAACACGUGACAGGAGACAUUGCUUUUGCCGCCCAACAGUAUCUGUACAUGACAAACGACCUAGAUUUUUUCAAGGAAGAAAGAGGAGCAGAAAUGCUUCAAAAUAUCGCAGAAUUUUGGAUACACAGGGCGGCACUCGACAAGAAGCAGAUGAAAUACAUUAUAACAGGUGUUAUGGGCCCUGAUGAAUACAAUUAUCCUGUUGAUAAUUCCAUCUAUACCAACUACAUAGCUGUCAAGAGUCUUGAAGUGGCUGUCGACUGCCUUAAACGUCUGGGUAAAGAGUCUAUAAAGACAGAGGUUUACGAAAUUGUGAAGGAUGAUAUGUACUUACCAUUUGAUUCUAAGCUGCAGUACCACCCAGAAUAUGAUGGAUAUAAGCAAGGUACUAAAGUGAAACAAGCGGAUGUCAUUCUUCUUGGUUUUCCACUGAUGAUGAAUAUGCCAAAAUCUGUAAGAUACAACGAUCUGGUCAAAUACGAAACGGUAUCCGAUGAAAAUGGCCCAGCUAUGACAUGGUCGAUGUUUUCUAUUGGUUGGUUGGAGUUGAAGAAUUCAUCACAAGGCAAUGCCAACUUUAAAAGGAAUUUCAAAAACGUUAUGGAACCUUUUAAGAUGUGGUCCGAAUAUAAUGAUGGAACUGGAGCAGUGAAUUUCCUUACUGGAAUGGGCGGCUUUCUGCAGAGUUUGACAUUUGGAUAUGGUGGUUUCAGAAUAUAUAAAGACCGUCUUGAAUUCGAUCCGCAGCUUCCAGAGGGAUCGACUAAUAUCACUCUACACAACAUUGACUAUCGUGGCGGCAGUUUCACUCUGAGUUUCAAUGCAGCGAUUAUGUCGAUAACGUUAACGAAGCCAGGAGAUAAAGAUUUUAUAUUAAGCCUUAAAGAGUCUGGGCUAGAUAUACCAUUACCGUUCGGAAAAAAGGUAGUUACUUCUAUCGAGAGGUCAGCUCUUUUUGUAAAUGACUCUUUUAACCCUGGUUAUUCAUCUUCCUGUUCGUUGAAGUCGUGUGCAAUGUUAUUAAUCGUAAGCUUUGUGUUUCCUUUUCACCUUGUUUAAAAUAGAUGAACGAAAAACUAAAAGAAAUACUAAAAGAGUGAAACGCUAUGUAUUAAAACAUUAUAGCUGGGUAAUUUUGAAUAAAAACCUUUUAAAUCUUUAAUGUUCGCAAGAGACUCACAA
This is a messenger RNA of Octopus sinensis (East Asian common octopus), 2584 nucleotides long. RefSeq names its product protein-glucosylgalactosylhydroxylysine glucosidase. Gene Ontology annotation, molecular function: catalytic activity. Lineage: Eukaryota; Metazoa; Mollusca; Cephalopoda; Octopoda; Octopodidae. The transcript is spliced from 12 exons. The coding region runs from base 152 to 2461 and encodes 769 amino acids. Gene Ontology annotation, biological process: carbohydrate metabolic process. The record is from RefSeq and is a predicted model, not a curated record.